Molecule: messenger RNA, 897 nt
Organism: Sinocyclocheilus anshuiensis
Lineage: Eukaryota; Metazoa; Chordata; Actinopteri; Cypriniformes; Cyprinidae
Product: GTPase IMAP family member 4-like
Exons: 2
Coding region: 1-897 (298 amino acids)
Molecular function (GO): GTP binding
Source: RefSeq, a predicted model, not a curated record
AUGUUUGCUUCAAGUGAUAGGCCAGCAUUAGAUGGAGGGAGGCUGACCAGAUGGAUUCCUGACAGCAGAGCAAACAGACAAGAUGAUCAACAGACUCCUGCUGUCAGUCUCUCAUCCAUAAGGAUUGUGCUGCUGGGUGAAACUGGUGUAGGGAAAAGUGCAUGUGGAAAGACAAUACUGGGACAGAAAGAGUUCGGAUCUGAGAAAAGACAGACUGUAGUAACAACUGAAUGUUCAGAAGCACACACCACUGUUUCAGGCAGAUCUGUGUCUGUAGUUGAUACUCCUGGAUUCUUUGACACACAGAUGAGGCCUGGAAAGUUAAUGACAGAGAUAGCAAGAAGUGUUUAUUUAUCCAGUCCUGGACCUCAUGCAUUUCUCAUUGUGUUCAGAGUUGACAGAUUCACUGAACAGGAGCAGCAGAUUCCUCAGAUGAUUGAGAUGAUGUUUGGUCAGGAGGUGUUACAAUACUCCAUCAUUCUCUUCACUCAUGGAGAUCAGCUAGAUGAGCCCUUGGAGGAGCUCAUUGAGGAGAACAGUAGAUUAAGACAUCUAGUUCAGCAGUGUGGAAACAGAUAUCAGGUAUUCAACAACAGAGAUGAGAAUAACAGAGAGCAGGUGAAUGAUCUUCUGCAGAAGAUUGACACAAUGAUAGAGCAGAAUGGAGGAGGACAUUACAGUAAUCAGAUGUUUGAAGAUGUUCUGAGAUUCAGACAAGAGGAAGAAGAGCAGAGACAGAGAGAGCAAGAGGAACGCAGUGAAAACACUGACUUUACACAAUUUUUUACCAAGUAUGGGCAUAAUUUGCGUAUGUCAGCUUUUGCAGUUGGUAGAUAUGAACUUGUUGGUGAUUUUAUUUCGGCAUGUGUUUAUGAAGCUCUUCAUGCAGCUGUGUGA